This is a messenger RNA of Chelonoidis abingdonii (Abingdon island giant tortoise), 5522 nucleotides long. The record is from RefSeq and is a predicted model, not a curated record. NCBI's taxonomy places the organism in Eukaryota, Metazoa, Chordata, Testudines, Testudinidae.
AUGAGGGAUGAGAGGAAAACAAAUUCAUCUAAUUCUUUUCACCGAGAUGAGACUAUUGUUAUUGCCUUGGCUUCAGUCUCUGUAUUAGCUGUUUUGAUUGCUGCUAUAUUCUUUGGAUAUAGGAUGCUUGCAGGGGACCGUAAGCAAGGUCUACACAGUAUGAACAUGAUGGAGGCAGCAGCAUCAGAGCCUUCACUAGACCUGGAUAAUCUAAAAUUGCUAGAACUAAUUGGCCGGGGGCGAUAUGGAGCUGUGUAUAAAGGUUCCCUAGAUGAGCGUCCAGUGGCUGUAAAAGUAUUUUCCUUUGCUAACCGCCAGAACUUUAUCAACGAGAGGAACAUCUACAGAGUCCCACUGAUGGAUCAUGACAAUAUUGCCCGCUUCAUUGUGGGCGAUGAGCGAUUCACUGCGGAUGGACGUAUGGAAUAUUUGUUGGUGAUGGAAUAUUAUCCCAACGGUUCUUUGUGCAAGUAUUUGAGUCUUCACACCAGCGACUGGGUGAGCUCCUGUCGUUUGGCACAUUCGGUAACCAGGGGCCUGGCAUACCUUCACACAGAGUUACCUAGAGGAGACCAUUAUAAACCUGCAAUUUCCCAUCGUGACUUGAACAGCCGUAACGUAUUGGUGAAGAAUGAUGGAACAUGUGUAAUUAGUGAUUUUGGAUUAUCCAUGAGAUUAACUGGAAAUCGACUGGUACGUCCGGGCGAGGAGGACAAUGCAGCCAUUAGUGAGGUUGGUACAAUCCGCUAUAUGGCUCCUGAAGUGCUCGAAGGAGCAGUGAACUUGAGGGACUGUGAAUCUGCUCUGAAACAAGUAGAUAUGUACGCACUAGGCCUUAUCUACUGGGAGAUCUUCAUGAGAUGCACAGACCUCUUCCCAGGGGAGUCGGUGCCAGAGUACCAGAUGGCAUUCCAGACAGAAGUUGGAAACCAUCCCACUUUUGAAGAUAUGCAAGUACUGGUAUCUAGGGAGAAGCAACGACCAAAAUUCCCAGAAGCUUGGAAAGAGAACAGCCUGGCUGUGAGGUCCCUUAAAGAGACGAUCGAAGACUGUUGGGACCAAGAUGCUGAAGCUCGACUGACAGCGCAGUGUGCUGAAGAGAGGAUGGCUGAACUCAUGAUGAUUUGGGAGAGGAACAAAUCAGUCAGCCCAACAGUCAAUCCUAUGUCUACUGCCAUGCAGAAUGAACGCAACCUGUCACAUCACAGGCGUGUGCCAAAAAUCAGGCCGUAUCCAGAUUACUCUUCUUCAUCUUAUAUUGAAGACUCAAUCCACCACACUGACAGUAUAGUGAAGAACAUUUCUUCUGAGCAUUCAGUGUCCACUACACCAUUGACUUCAGGGGAGAAGAACAGAAACUCCAUUAACUAUGAACGACAGCAAGCACAGGCUCGCAUCCCUAGCCCUGAGACUAGUGUCACCAGUUUGUCCACCAACACAACUACCACCAACACAACUGGCCUCACGCCUAGCACUGGCAUGACUACCAUAUCUGAGAUGCCUUACUCAGAUGAAACAAACCAACAUGCUACAAAUGUCAUGCAGCCUGUUGGACCAACUCCUGUUUGUCUGCAACUAACAGAGGAGGACUUAGAAACCAACAAGCUGGAUCCAAAAGAAGUAGAUAAGAACCUAAAGGAGAGCUCUGAUGAGAAUCUGAUGGAGCAUUCCCUUAAACAGUUCAGUGGACCAGAUCCACUCAGCAGCACCAGCUCCAGCUUGCUUUAUCCGCUGAUCAAACUUGCAGCAGAGGUGACAGGACAGCAGGACUUCACACAAGCUGGGAAUGGUCAAGCAUGUUUGAUUCCAGAUGUCCCAUCUACUCAGGUCUACCCUCUACCCAAGCAGCAGAACCUUCCGAAGAGGCCUACUAGUCUACCUUUAAACACCAAAAAUUCAACAAAGGAGCCACGACUGAAAUUUGGUGGCAAGCACAAAUCAAACUUGAAGCAAGUGGAAACUGGAGUUGCCAAGAUGAAUACGAUCAAUGCUGCAGAACCUCAUGUGGUAACAGUUACCAUGAAUGGAGUGGUUGGGAGGAGCCAAAGCAUAAACUCGCAUGGUGUAACAACCCAAUAUGCCAAUGGUGCAGUGCCAUCUGGCCAGACAACCAGUUCAGUGGCGCACAGGGCCCAGGAAAUGCUGCAGAAUCAGUUCAGUGGAGAGGACAGUCGGCUGAAUAUUAACUCAAGCCCUGAUGAGCAUGAACCUUUACUGAGACGGGAGCAGCAAGUUGGCCAAGAUGAAGGUGUUUUGGAUCGUCUAGUGGACAGGAGAGAGCGACCGCUGGACAAUGGCCGAACAAACGCCAAUAACAACAACAGUAAUCCAUGUCUAAUGCAAGAUGUUACUACACUUGGCACCCAGAGAAUGACAACAUAUCCUGUGCAGACCCAGACUAGAAGAGCACAGAGGCCUAAUUCACUAGAUCUAUCGGCCACAAAUUCUUUGGACAGCAGUAGCUUGCAAUUAGGUGACUCAUCACAAGACGGCAAACCGGGCUCAGGAGAAAAGAUCAAGAAACGUGUGAAAACUCCAUAUUCACUUAAGCGGUGGCGCCCUUCAACAUGGGUCAUCUCCACUGAACCACUGGACUGCGAGGAGACAUGACACUAGAAAGGGAAGCUCUAAGCAAGACAGUGUUGAACAAAAUGUGAGGAAACAAAGUAAGUCUGCCAUCUUUCCAUUUAAUUUUUGCUGCAGUUUCACAGUUUAUAUUUAUGAACAUUUUUUAUUGAUUGCUAUUAAUGUGUAUUUAUCAGAAAUCCUAAUGAACUGUCCUACUAAGAUCUUGAGUAUAAGUAGGUUGCAUUUUGUUACUUACAAGAGAAAAAAGCCUGACUUAUGAUUGACACAAAAGAUUCAUGUGAUGAGCAGCUAAGCGUCUAUUAAAUACCUCCGCAGAGGUAAAUAUUGAGGUCUGGAGCCAUGUCCAUCAAAUUGCAUAUGGAAGUAUGUUUAUCCUAAUUGGCAGCAGCUGAGUAAAGUGAAAACUAGUUUUCUUAGAGUUUUGUAUAGACCUCUUAAUUCAUCUUGCUAUUAGAAUUUUAAACAUACACUUUUAAAAGUUAUGGCCAUGUGGGAGAGAUUUAAAUUUUUUAUGGUGAAAACACUCAGAACAUAUGUAACACUAUAUACAUUGACUUCAUGUAUUGUGACCAUUAAUCUCUUGAGGUGAGUGACCACAACUUCCUCCCAGGGUAAUAGAACUUGUCUAUUUAAAAAGAAGUAAUUACUUCCUUACUGGCCAUUCCACCCACAUGAGGCCGGUGUCUCAAGAGUGAUUAUUUCCCCUGCUGAAAUAAAUUUUAUAAGAAGUAAUUAGCUAAAAAAUUGAAGUAUCUAGCGUGGUGUGGCACUGAGCAAAGCUUUGUAGCUGUAUUUGAAAAUGGCUCAUGUUCCAACACCUUAAAAAACUGUGGAAAAAUGAUUCAGUCAGCAUGCCAAAUUCCUAUGGCAGGAUGCUGGCAGUCAAGAUUUGCCACCAAACUUGCCUUUUUUCAGCUGACUGAAUCUGAUUUUCUGUCCUUUCAAGACCAUUAAUUUCCUUGAUAUUGCUCUGGUACAAUCUUUCCCUAUAAGGUAACUUUUUGUAACUCUCUUUGAGCCUCUGAUGAUUCCUGCCAUAUGUAAUAUAUGGCCUUCCAUAUCUGACUCUGUUUCCAAGCUUCCUUGUUUGUAUUCCUGUCUCUUUCUGGCAUCUUAUCCUGCUUCCUAAAUGCUGUAGGCCAGAUUCUGCUGUCAGUUACACCAGUAUAAAUCCAGAGUUACUCUGCUAUUAUACUGGUGUAACUGAAAUCAGACUCUAGCCCAGUAUAGUUGCAGGAGUGUAAAUCGGCAGAAUUUGGCCUCCAGCUCUUUAAGCACUGCCCAGGUCCUUACACCCAAAUAAAGGCCCCUGCUUUUCUCUUAGGCACAAUUCUGUUAACCUAAUGUAUAAAUAUACAGCUGCUUCUCUUUAUGUUACUAAAAAAUUUCUCCAUUUUAUUUUCAGUUCUUUCUCCUGCUUGCCAUCUGUUGCAAUCUUACAUCCCAGAUACUGAAAACUUGCCACUUGCUCACUUGGCUUGCAUUACACGCCGAUCUGAAUUCUUGGCACUAUAGUCAUAAUAUUGCCUGUGCUUUUUGUUUCUUUUGGGGUUUACCUCACUUGAAAUUCUUCACACUUUUUGGGUCUAUGUGUGAAUUUCUGGAGUACAAUACUUUGUUUUUUGCAACAAUCACGAUAUCAUAUGCAUAAUGAAGAUUGCUCACAUCUCUUCUAGUGACUUUUUGCUUUGCCUUAAGUGUAACCUUUAUCAUCAUUUCAGAGUGUUAGUUUAAAACACAUCUGUAAAACACUCUGUGACAGUUCUCAGGGCACAGUUCUCAGGACUGUGUGUCACCUUGAUUGCCCUCUACCUCCAGCAAGAGGGAGUCUUUCUUAUGGUAGCUGGGUGUCAGCUCCUUGACACCAUGAGCCUUUCAGCCGCUCACGCACUCUUCUCUGAGCUAUGCCAUCCCUAACUUCACCUUGCACCCCAAUCCCUGAGUCCUUUUGAAUUAUUCCCCGGCGAUAUCCAGCCCCUAACAUUAGCUACUCACAAAAAUUCCAGACCCGCCCAUUUUAUUUUAAAUCACGGCACCUGUAAACCACACAGCACUUGUGAGCAUUCAGACUAAAACAAAACUAGGGGUAUUUAAGAAAGAAUAAAGAUUUCACUAGAAGUGAGAGAAAGUGAUAGAAACAACUUAUGACACAGCAAACCUGGGUCUACACUUACCAAUGAUUACCUUUCCUAUAUAAUAAGAUAGUCUUUCCCUCCAGGGUUCAGUCAGUUGCUGAGCUGGCUGGUGUCACAACAAUCAGGAUCUAAAUGUUCAUGAAAGCCCCCUGCUCCGUAAGUGGUUUCCUCAGUGAAUGGAUCCAGAGUGCCUUUCGCUCUUUUGUCUUAUUCAUAGCCCUGGUGAUAUCCUGCCUGCUGUAAUAUUCCUUUUCACCUCCAAGUGGUUUCAAUCAUUGGCAGUUGUCUUUGAGGGUUUUCAUUGACUGUUCUGGGAUGUGGCCAAGUUAGAUAAUAGACAUUUGCAUUGCCUUGCCAGCUGACUGGGGAGGGGUGACAACUCCCUCUUGCUUGAAUGAGACAUCAUCGAAACAUGUUGCUCCGGUGACUAACUUUUACUCCAAUACUUUCAGUAUAAAUACAUUAUUUCUUAAAUAUCCGUACAUACAUCUCGCAAUGAUUGAGUCUUGACAAGUUAUGAGCUUUCUAUAGAUAUCUUUUGUUACCCUUUAUGGAUAAAUAUCCUGUAAGAUGUGUUUGGUGCAGUGAGUUUGUCAGGUCUGAGGUCAGAGAUGUUUGCAAAGAACAGGGGCCCUUUGCCAAGGAGCCUCUGUAUCACACUCUCUCACACUUUUCUAAGGGUUUGUCUACACUACAGCCUAUGCCAGCAAAAUUUGUGUCGGUCAGGGUGUGAAUAUUCCAUCUUCCCCGCACAACAUAAGUUACACCGACAUAAGCACUCGUGCACAUUGGGAUGUC